AUGAAUUUGUUCAAUGUGAAUGUUACGCAAAAAUGUCUAAUUGCGGAGUGCUGGAUUCCAACGGCAGACGUGCCACACAUUCGAGAUUCAUUGGACACUACCAGUAUGGGCGUUGGUGAUUCGGUGGCACCGUCAUUCCUUUACGAAGUUGGAUGCAGUCAAAUACCGCCAACUUAUUUUCGACUGAAUAAGUUUACGCACUCCUUUCAGAUGAUUGUCGACUCCUACGGCAUAGCAACUUACCGGGAAAUCAAUCCAGCGCCUUGGACAAUAAUAACAUUUCCAUUUUUGUUCGCUGUGAUGUUCGGUGAUGCUGGUCAUGGCCUGAUCAUGUUCCUCGCCGCACUUGCAUUGAUCCUUGUUGAGAACAGGAUUAAACCAGAUGACGAGGUCGCAAUUAUAUUGGGAACUUUCUUUGGCGGUCGCUACGUUAUUCUUAUGAUGGGCUUAUUUUCGAUUUACACUGGACUCAUUUACAAUGAUUUUUAUUCGAGAUCCAUGAAUUUGUUUGGAAGCAGCUGGUGUUCACCGUACAAGUAUCUAAACAACACAAACAUAUUUGUUUAG
Molecule: messenger RNA, 567 nt
Organism: Gongylonema pulchrum
Lineage: Eukaryota; Metazoa; Nematoda; Chromadorea; Rhabditida; Gongylonematidae
Source: the annotation of a GenBank genome assembly